AUGGCCAAUCGCUAUUCCGCUGGCACUUCGACGGGCAGCUUGAGUCCACCUCCUAAUUCUCAAGAAAAAUCUCCAGGCUCGGUGUUUGUCGGUUGGGUUCCUGGGUCUGAAAACGCACCAAGAAAAACAGCUCCACGAUUGCAUCACAAGAAAUCGAGGACGGGGUGUCAACAAUGUAGGGCGAGAAGGGUUAAGUGCAAUGAAGUCCAUCCAGUUUGUGGCAGCUGUUCACGGCAUCAGACCACUUGCGUUUGGGGUCGACCAGCACCAGCAGCACGUUUAGACGCAAGCAAAAGCAAAACCUAUGAGAUACGGCCCAAGACCAGGCCAGGAGUACCUCCAAGGGGGCUGGAUAGCAUUGAUCUCCCGGAAUCUAGGGACAGACGUAUACUUGAACUCAGACUGCUUCACCAAUACACGGCCGAUACAGCGUUGACUAUGAACGUAAAAACGGAUCCUAAUUUACACAUCUGGGCGACAACGAUUCCACGUCUAGCCUUCAGGCACAAUGCACUUCUCUACUCUAUAUAUACGAUCGCAGCACUUCACAUUGCCAAUCUAGAGCCCAGCAACAAUGAGCAUGUGGCUACCUAUCAAAAAUACCUUGGACUCACUCUUCGAGAACACCGCAACGAUGUCACUAAUCUUGGCCCAGCAAAUGCUGACGCGACAGCGCUAACCUCGUCCUUCCUCCGAGUCUCCAACUUUGCUCUCCUUAAAGAGCGGCCACAAAACCCCUACACUCCUCCAAUAGACUGGCUGCACAUGUCUAGCACCACAGGCCAGGGUCUGAACGUUGCAGCAUGGCAGUACAUCCGCAAUGACGCAAACUCCAUCAUGCGAGCCUUCCUUAACGACGCACCUGGCAUAUCAGCUAAGCCAAACGGAUACCUGCGAGACGACGACUUCAUAUUCCAGGAAGCCAAGCGUCGGGAACCGCUCCACCUUCUGCGGAGGACACAAGACAACAUCCUGACAGAGCCGUGGAAUGCAGAGAUCUUGGGCGCGUACGAGACGACGAUCUGCUAUAUCGGUUCUAUCCAGCUCGCGAUCCAGGCACACGAGCCUCCCGAGUCCAUCUUUAGGAGAAUCAUCUUAUUCCCUCAAUGUGUGGAGACGAACUUCAUUACUCUGGUGCAGCAACAACGCCCUAGGGCCCUGGUCAUUCUCGCCCAUUACUUCGCGUAUCUGACCGACUUCAGAUAUAUUUGGUGGAUUGGAGAUGCAGGACCGAGGGAGGUUCGAGGCAUCGAGUCGGUGUUGCCAGAUGACUGGCUUGAUUUGAUGAAUUGGCCAUUGCAGGCAAUCGGAGAUGUAUGUGUUACGUCGUAG
Messenger RNA from Hyaloscypha bicolor E, 1332 nucleotides. RefSeq lists its product as uncharacterized. The transcript has 2 exons. NCBI's taxonomy places the organism in Eukaryota, Fungi, Ascomycota, Leotiomycetes, Helotiales, Hyaloscyphaceae. Bases 1 to 1332 code for a protein of 443 amino acids. Gene Ontology annotation, molecular function: zinc ion binding; DNA-binding transcription factor activity, RNA polymerase II-specific. Gene Ontology annotation, biological process: regulation of transcription by RNA polymerase II. The record is from RefSeq and is a predicted model, not a curated record.